CCAACACGUCCUUUGGGCCUUACCUCACCUUCCACCCAUCACCUUCCUCGGGACUUUACCUUCUCUUCUCUCAUUUCUCUUCUUUAUCCAUUCUCCUUUUUCACCUACAGUACUUCCUCUCAGCAUAUUCUAUCCUCAGCACAGCGACAACGAAAGGAAGAGUAGGGCCAUCAUGUUCUACAGCGAGGCGAUCCUCUCCAGGAGGGGCCCGCUCUCCAAGGUCUGGCUCGCUGCGCAUGCCGAGCGCCGCCUGUCCAAGGCUCAACUGAUCGGCGCAGAUCUCGAACGGAGCAUCUCAUCAAUCAUGGGGCCUGAGGCGCCCAUGGCCUUGCGUCUCAGUGGCCAGCUCCUUCUUGGCGUCGUUCGGAUCUACUCGCGAAAGGCUCGCUACCUCCUGGACGACUGCAAUGAGGCCCUCGUCCGCAUUAAAAUGGCCUUCCGAACGGCAGGAGGAGGAGCGUUUGCAUCAAGCGACGCGACCACGGGCGCAUUGCAGGCUUCGAGGAGGCAGAUCACGCUCACCUCGACGCGGACAGACCUCGACCUCUUGAUGCCCGACCCAUCGAUUGAGACCUGGACGCGUGCGGGGCACGACGCGGCUAGCAUGGCAGGCUCCAGGGCGGGAAGCAUGACACCUGGUCCAAUGGCUGCCCGACACACCGCUCGAGCAGCCGACAUCACCCUGCCGCAGUAUCGAGGCGGGACGCCCAGCCUCUGGAAUGAUGAGGCGAGCAGCAGCGACCUGAACCACUUUGAUCUCAGUGUCGGCGGCAGCGGACCUGGGAUCGCGUCGGGCGUGUUUGAUCCUGACGCGAGUCACGUCGGAAGCUCGCCGCCAUUAGACCUUGGGCUUGUGCCGGGCGAAGGUGACUUUGGCAUGGAGAGGCGCAACUCGCAGGGUCAGCUCGUCGAUGCCAACGGCGAUGUCAUUGCCGCUCCAGCGGCAGACGACAGCUUGAGCAUUGGCGUGGGUCGAGAUGCACCUCUGAGCGUCGGUCAUGGCUCGCUUUUUGAAGGUACAGGUGCAGACAUCACUGCUGGCUUUGACGAUGAUACAUUGAUGGACCUCGGUGGCGAAGGGGGUCUCGAUCUCGGCCUCGAAGGUCUGGAUCGGCCACGGCAGACAACACCUCAACCGCGAGACAGUGACACGAACCUCGCCGAGCAGCUAACGCCACGCACGGCCGCAAAGGUUCGAGAAGCUAUUGUAAGGCGAGAGGAACAAGGACUUAAGUCGAAACGGAGUCGGCACCUCGUCGAUGCUCGGACAGAGCUGUCGCCGGAUGAGACUGCGCUCGAUCUGAUCACGUCCAUGCAAGGCGCGAAUGAGUAUCUGCCGAAGUCGGCCGCCUACAUGCAGCUUCUGUCCAUGUACAAGGCACCGUCGAAGAAUCUCGUUUCCGGGGGACCGUUCGGGAUCAUCGCGCCUCAGCUCCAGGAACUCUUUGUGCUCGAUGCAGACGCGAUGCGAAAGUCGAGGCGUAGGAGACUAGCAGAGGAGGCAGACGAGCGCCACAACAAACGUCAGAGAACAGGUGUGAGCGAAGACGACAAUCUGUCCGAGGUGGGCAGGAGGGCAGCGACAGAAGACGACGUCGCGUUGGGCUUUGAUCUCGGAUUCGAUGACACAACAGACCUAGGAGCAUUUGGUGGAAUCGAUGCUGGAGCUGGCGACGUGCCAUACUUUGACAUCCCGGCCGAGGGUCUUGCGGCGGACGAUGGCUUGCGACGGAGUAUGCGACACCUCGAGAAGGGCCGGCUAUCCUCGGUGCGCCAAAUGAGCCAGGAGACCGAGGGACGACUUUCCCCACUCGGGUCGCUGAGCAGGUCAGGCACGCCAUCGUCGAACCUCCUUGGGAUUGAUGAAGAGGAUGCGCGCCACGAUGAGGAUGGCUUCUCAAACAAUACGAGGCGAGCCGCCGAGACGUUCCGAGAAGCCUUUUUGGCGGCGGCGGACGAAGAAGAGGGAGAGGCAGCCUCUUUCGAGCAACUCACCGCGGCAUCGGGUCGCAGAGAAGCGGCAGGGCUCUUCUUUGAGACGCUCGUGCUGGGCACAAAGGAUCUUAUCAGCGUGCAACAGACGGAUGCGUACGGUGACCUGUCGAUCAGGCCAAAGGACAGCUUCUGGACGACGAUCGGGGCCCGCGUGAGGUAAAGAUGUCCCUCACUGUCUCCUCUUGUAAUAUCACACCUGCUUCGUAUACACAUCCGUACAACAUGA
Acaromyces ingoldii is the source of this 2221-nucleotide messenger RNA. RefSeq lists its product as hypothetical. Gene Ontology annotation, molecular function: chromatin binding; protein binding. The record is from RefSeq and is a predicted model, not a curated record. Gene Ontology annotation, cellular component: synaptonemal complex; cohesin complex. The transcript has a single exon. Bases 173 to 2155 code for a protein of 660 amino acids. Lineage: Eukaryota; Fungi; Basidiomycota; Exobasidiomycetes; Exobasidiales; Cryptobasidiaceae. Gene Ontology annotation, biological process: mitotic sister chromatid cohesion; synaptonemal complex assembly; replication-born double-strand break repair via sister chromatid exchange.